CCCGGCCCCCUCCCGGACGCGGUUACCAAUGAGAAACGGCCCUUCCCGCAAUCUUCUUACCUGAUUGGUAGGCCCCUCGGUACCCGGAAUACAUUUCCCCGGAGCAGAUUGGCCAUCUCUGUGGUUGGCCUUGCCCCUCAAAAUGAGGCGCUAGAGCAGACUUGAAGAUCAUUGGUAGAAGUGGAUGCUCCUCAAAGGUCUGAGAUAACUUCUUCUUGAUUGGUUGGAAGCGGCACUUAAUACGUGGCGGAUUCUGACUGUGGAGAGGAUGGUCCCAAGUGAAAGGAAGAGUGGGAAGCGAGUCCCUGGUGGCCGGGAGGCGGCCGACCUUAAAGGAGCUGCCACUGUGGCUCUCCUAAAGCCUGGUCUGUUUGGAAAAGCAAAAGCGAAGUAGGGAAAAUGAGUGGAUGUACAAGACGUGUGGUCCCCAGAAGUGGAAGGGGCAGGACGGGCUCAGCAGAGUAUCCUGCUUGUGGUCGUGAUGGUGCUGAGAAUUACUGCCUGCUAGAGAUGCCGGCCUAUAGAGGAUCCAGUCUCCCUGACACGCCCCCUUCCUUGUUAUAAAGGAGAAGUAGUCCAGGCCCUAUGCGGCGACUAAUUUGUCUAAAGUCACACACCUACUACUUGCGAAACGAUGACUUUAAUCCAAGCCUUCUGACCCUGGUCUGGCAUGCUUUGUACCUCGUUUAUAGGGCUCUGACGAAGAAAGAUAAGACUGCAAAAGGUCAAACUGGAGAAAAUUUGAAUGUUCAUCUCAGGCGAUGGACCUUUUCAUACGGCAGUUAAAGAGACCCUGAAAAUUUUUGAGCAGAUUGAAACGGCCAGGACCAUGUCAAAUCGUCAUCUGGAGCCACAAAGGAAUCCUACUGGCACUCUGAACAAAACUGGGGUUCUGCUAGUGAGGAUGAAGGAGAGAAUUGGUAACCCACUUCAUCCAAGUAUAAUAUGUGUACUUCUGGAAAGUGCCUGCUUGGGGUCCUUCUUCCACCCCAGGCUGCAGAAUAACCAAGUGCUGGGAAUUGGAAGUGGCUCUACAAUCGUUCAUGCUGUACAGCGAAUAGCUGAAAGAGUGAAACAAGAGAAUCUGAACCUUGUCUGCAUUCCCACCUCCUUUCAGGCCCGUCAGCUCAUCUUGCAGUAUGGCUUAACUCUCAGUGACCUGGACCGACACCCAGAGAUCGACCUCGCAAUUGAUGGUGCUGAUGAGGUAGAUGCUGAUCUCAAUCUCAUCAAGGGCGGUGGAGGCUGCCUGACCCAGGAGAAAAUUGUGGCUGGCUAUGCCAGUCGCUUCAUCGUGAUUGCCGACUUCAGAAAAGAUUCAAAGAACCUUGGGGAUCAGUGGCACAAGGGAAUCCCCAUUGAGGUCAUCCCAAUGGCCUAUGUCCCAGUGAGCCGAGCUGUGACCCAGAAGUUUGGGGGCGUGAUUGAACUUCGGAUGGCCGUCAACAAGGCAGGUCCCGUCGUGACGGAUAAUGGAAAUUUUAUCCUGGAUUGGAAGUUUGAUCGGGUGCAUAAAUGGAGUGAAGUGAACACAGCUAUCAAAAUGAUCCCAGGCAAGGGAAAGAGAAGCAAAAAUAAACUAUUGGGACUACAUCAAAAUGAAAAGCUUUUGCACAGUGAAAGAAACGAUCAGCAAAAUGAAAAGGCAGCUUACUUGAUGGGAGAACAUACUUGCAAAUGAUGUAUCCAGUAAGGAGUUAAUAUCCAAAAUAUAUAAAGAACUCUUACAACUCAACACAAAAAACUAGCACUCUGAUUAAAACGGGGCAGAAGAUCUGAAUAGACAUUUUCCCAAAGAAGACACACAGAUGGCUAACAAUCACUAUGAAAAGAUGCUCAGCAUCACUCAUCAUCACGGAAAUGCAGAUCAAAACCACAAAGAGGUAUCGCUUUACUCCUGUCAGAAUGGCUAGAAUCAAAAAGAUAAGAAAUAACAGAUGUUAAAAAAACACAAAUGUUGGCAAGGAUGUGGAGAAAAGGGAACCCUCAUGCAAGAUAAUAUGCACCCAUGUUUAUUGCAGCAUUAUUUACAGUAGCCAAGAUAGGGAGCAACCUAAGUGUCCAUUGAGAGAUGAAUGCAUAAAGAUUUGGUGUAUAUGUGCAAUAGAAUGUUACUCAGCCAUAAAAAAGAAAGCGAUCUUGCCAUUUGCAACAAUGUGGAUGAGCCUAGAGGUAUUCUACGAAGUGAAAUAGUCAUAGAAAGACAAAUACCAUAUUUCACUUACAUGGAGGAUCUAUAAAACAAAUGAACAAACAGAAAACAAACAAACAGAAACAGACCAAUGGUUGCCAGAGACGAGGCAUAGGGGAAUAGGCAAAAUAGCUGAAGGGGAUUAAGGGGUCUAAACAGUUAUAACAUAAAGAAGGCACAGGGAUGAAAAAUACAGGGUAGAAAAUAUAGUGAAUGAUAUUAUAAUAACUUUAUAUGGUGACAGAUGGAAACUACACUUAACCGUGGUGAGCAUUGUGUAAUGUACAGAAUUGUUGAGUCACUAUAUUGUGUACCUGAAACUAACUUAGCAUUGUAUGUCAACUAUACUGCAAUUAAAAAAAAUAACAAGUGGGAGUGGAGGUUACUUAGUCAAUGGAGGGGCUCUCUGAAGAGAAGACUUGUCAUCUGAUGCCUGAAGGACAAAAGAAGCACCAUUCCUUUGAAGUGCUCAAAGACGACUAGUUCAGCAAACAGAAUAGCAUGAGCAGAGGCCCUGAGGUAGGUAAAAAGUUGGCACAUUUGGGUAGACAAAGAUGGCAGGGGAGAAAGGGAUUGUAAGAAGAAAUAAAAAUGAUCAGAAUCUCUUUUCGUUGUCCUGGGAAGGAAAGACUUCAGACCUGUCAUUUGUCCAGUGCUGCUAAUGGUGGUUGCCCUUACCGACCCUACUAUCCUUGACCCCUUCAUGCCUUGGGGAGCUGAAACUUAAUGCUUAUUUUCAU
Acinonyx jubatus (cheetah) is the source of this 2931-nucleotide messenger RNA. It is a transcript of the gene RPIA, whose product is annotated as ribose 5-phosphate isomerase A. Gene Ontology annotation, biological process: D-ribose metabolic process; pentose-phosphate shunt, non-oxidative branch. NCBI's taxonomy places the organism in Eukaryota, Metazoa, Chordata, Mammalia, Carnivora, Felidae. Gene Ontology annotation, molecular function: ribose-5-phosphate isomerase activity. Gene Ontology annotation, cellular component: intracellular membrane-bounded organelle. Bases 746 to 1681 code for a protein of 311 amino acids. The transcript has 11 exons. The record is from RefSeq and is a predicted model, not a curated record.